AUGGCUUCGCAGGCAGACGCAGUCGAGACCAUUGUCACCAAUGGCGUUGACACCAAUGGCGUUGACACCAAUGGUGUUGACACUAACGGUAUUGACACCCACUCUUCAACCCAGAUGAGCGUUAGUCCCACCCUCGAGGAGCUUCAGACCGACGAGCAGCGCCGUGUUCUCGACACCGUUUCUCAGGUGCGGAAGUGCGGCUUGGAGAGCGUGCUUUCUCUUCCCCAGAUUGUCGUGUGCGGCGACCAGUCAGCGGGAAAGAGUUCUGUGCUGGAGGCCCUCACCGAGAUCCCAUUCCCUCGCAAUGACAACCUUUGCACUCGCUUCGCGACCGAGAUUUGCCUCCGACGCGACCCAGUCGACAGCCUCACCAUCCGUGUCAUCCCAGACAGCGACCGCCCCCAAAAGGAGCAAGAGGAGAUCAAGAAGUACUCCGAGUCGAUUGUUGAUUUCGCAGAACUGCCCAAGAUCAUGGACAACGCGAUGAGAGAGAUGGGGAUUUCUGAGGGAGGCAAUGCGUUCGCUAAGGAUACCUUGAGUAUCGAGAUUUGUGGACCGAGUCGGCCCCAACUCACUCUUGUUGACAUUCCCGGCCUUAUCCAAACAUCUACAAAGGGUGUCUCCGAUACCGACGUGGCUCUUGUUGCAGAAAUCACAGAUCAUUACAUCAAGCAGCCCCGAACGAUUUGCCUCGCUGUCAUCUCGGCAACAAACGAUGCUGCAAACCAGCCCAUCCUGCAGAAAGUCCGGAAGUUCGACCCUCAAGGUGAUCGCACCCUGGGCGUCAUCACGAAGCCUGACCGGCUCAGCGCGGGUUCCGGUUCAGAAACGAAGUUUCUCGAGCUCGCUCGGAACGAAGAUGUCUUCUUUAAGCUUGGAUGGCAUGUCAUCAAGAACCGGAAAUUCGAAGAGACGAAGUUCUCCAUCGAGCAGCGCAACCUUUCUGAGAAGACCUUUUUCAGUACAUCGAGAUUCAAUACACUGUCGAAGGAGAACGUCGGCAUCGACGCGUUGCGAGUGAGGCUCAGUUAUCUCCUUUUCGAACAUGUCAAGAACGAGUUACCUCGCUUGCAAAACGACCUCGAGGCCGCUCUGCAGGACGCUCAAAAUGAGCUCAAGACACUUGGAAACCCUCGAUCGAGUGCGUCGGAAUGCCGAAUCUAUUUGACAAAGCUCAACAUGGAAUGCUACGAGAUUUGUCGUGCUGCCAUAGAUGGAAACUACGAGCACCGCCACUUCGCCCUCGAUUCUGAUGAUUCUGAGGUUUUCGCCAACCCGAAGGUGGCCACCAUUCCUACGCGACGGCUGCGUGCUUCCGUACAGUUGGACAACAGCAGGUUUUCGGAGGCCUUCGAAGCCAAGGGACACAAAUAUGAGUUUGGCUCCCCCGAGACCCGCUUUUCAGUCAAGGAUUCCUCAUCUCCACGGGUUCUGGCCAAGGAAGAGGCGAUGUUUUGGGUGGGAGGCAAGCUCCAGCGGGCACGAGGCACAGAGCUCAUCGGUAAUUUCAACCCCCAGGUGAUCGGAGAGCUGUUUUGGGAGCAGUCAGAGCCGUGGGGGAAGAUGGCUAGAGCUCAUGUCGAGAGGAUCAGCAAGGUUUGUGACGCGUUCCUCGCGGAUCUCCUGGGCUCGAUGACUACGGACGAACUGAAGCGACGUAUCUGGUCAUCGAUGGUUGCACAUGUCCUGAAGACCCGUAAGCAGGCAGCCUUGCAAGAGCUUGAGAGACUCAUCAAGGACAAGGAGGCAUUCCCCAUCAACUACAAUCAUUACUACACAGACAACGUUCACAAGAAGCGCGGAAAGCGUAUUGAGGCUCAACUGAAGAAACACAUUCCCGAAAACGAGUUAGUUCUUCCAAGCAGGUGCAGUGUGGGAAAUCACUACGGCCCACCGCAGACCGACACAAAAGACGAGUUGGAGCGGGCAAUAUCCAGGUGGGGAGACAGUGUCAGCGCCGACAUGGAGGAAUUCAGCUGCGAGGAGUCGCUGGAUUGCCUGGAAGCCAUCUACAAGGUUCAAAUGAAGGUGUUCAUUGCCAAUGUCGCGACCCAGGUCAUUGAGCGCCACCUCUUGGUCGACCUCCAGGAUAUCUUCUCACCCAUGGCCACCGUCGAGAUGACGGAUGCCAAGGUACAGAGUAUUGUUUCCGAGCCGGAGUCUACAAAGCGUCAGAGAGUCUUCCUCACUGAUCGCAUCAACAAGCUGGAGGAGGGACAGGAGAUAUUCCGGAGCGUCAUGGAUCCCUGA
Diaporthe citri is the source of this 2250-nucleotide messenger RNA. RefSeq lists its product as uncharacterized. Gene Ontology annotation, molecular function: GTPase activity; microtubule binding; GTP binding. NCBI's taxonomy places the organism in Eukaryota, Fungi, Ascomycota, Sordariomycetes, Diaporthales, Diaporthaceae. Gene Ontology annotation, cellular component: microtubule; cytoplasm; membrane. The record is from RefSeq and is a predicted model, not a curated record. The coding region runs from base 1 to 2250 and encodes 749 amino acids. The transcript has 3 exons.